This is a messenger RNA of Styela clava, 2456 nucleotides long. The record is from RefSeq and is a predicted model, not a curated record. NCBI's taxonomy places the organism in Eukaryota, Metazoa, Chordata, Ascidiacea, Stolidobranchia, Styelidae.
UGCGAAGUCACGCUGUGUUCUGUGAAGGGAUUUAGCACCGGUGUUUUCAACUUUUGUUUUUCGCAGCUUUUCUUGCACUGUAAUAAGUAAUGAAUAGGAUUUAAUGAAUUAUGUUAAUUCGUGGAGGUAUAUAAAUUUGUAAUUUAAAUGUAGGAGAUAUAGUUUGUAUUCAAGCUUAUGGUAAAGCUUAAGGGAAGCCGUCUGACUAUACCAGUAUACACUACAAGAGUUGAAGAGCGGUACCGGUAACAUUCCCCUCUACACGUACACCAAUCUCUGAAUCUGCCAAUACUGCGAUAGUCAGCGUCUACUAACCAGCUAUCAGAGUAUUCUGGUGAAUGAACGUCCUGCAAAUAGUGAAAAUGGCCCAUGAAUUCGACUGGAGUUUGAAGCCAUUGGUUUUUGCUUUGUUGGCAUGCACAGUGAGAUCGGAACUUGUGGAUUCUGAAACAGCUGUUAUCACUUGGGAUACAUCGCUCAACUUGGAAAAAAAUGAAACGAAGAACCUACGAUUUCAUUCAUCAUCUCCACCUCAUUGUGAAGUGAUUUUGCAUCUUGAGACAGUUCAUGUUCAUUCACAAAGCAAAAAUGAUUCCUCGCCUGUUAAAUUCAAUUCAACUAUAAUUUUUAAAGAAAAUAACACAAAAGUUGAUGUUCCAGUUUAUGGAUUAUUUGUGGGUCAAGCAUUCCUAUCGGUGAAUGAGACAAGUCAAUCUUGUAAUAUCAGUUUGGAUAAAAAUCAACCAAGGAUAGAAGUUCAUGUUGUUCAUCUUCAUGCUCUUGUUAUUGUGAUUGAUGUUAUCGGUUGGAUUUAUUUCUUUGCUUGGUCGAUAUCUUUCUAUCCUCAAGCCAUUUUGAAUUUUCAAAGAAAAAGUGUCAUUGGAUUGAAUUUUGACUUUGUUGCGUAUAAUGCACUUGGAUUUUUUGCCUAUGGAAUUUAUAAUGUUGGCCUUUAUUGGAUUCCAAAAAUCAAGGAGCUGUAUUUAGAAGAACAUCCCGAUGGUGUUAAUCCAGUUCAAAUUAAUGAUGUAGUAUUUGCCCUACAUGCUUUUCUGUUGACAAUAAUUACAUUGUUUCAAUGUUUGAUAUAUGAGCGCGGAAAUCAAAAAGUCUCAAAAUUAGCAAUGAUCUUGCUGUCAGUUGCAAUCACAGGAAUUUUCAUUCUAUUGUUCGUUGCUGUCGCCGGAAAGAUAUCUUGGCUACUCUAUCUGAAUAUCUUCUCUUAUGUCAAAUUAGCAAUCACUCUCAUCAAAUAUAUUCCUCAGGCAUACAUGAACUAUCGAAGAAAAAGUACAGAAGGAUGGAGCAUAGGAAAUGUUUUAUUAGAUUUCACAGGAGGUUCUUUCAGUAUAUUGCAAAUGAUACUGCAGUCGUACAAUAAUGAUGAGUGGGACUUGGUCUUUGGAGACCCAACAAAGUUUGGACUCGGAUUCUUCUCAGUUUUGUUUGAUAUUCUAUUCAUGAUCCAACAUUACAUUCUCUACCGCCCAUCAAGAAACAAAAAUAUUGAUCAUGAGCCUCUCAUCAAUGGAGAAGAAUAAAUUUAUACAUUCUGCUAUUCCGCAUACAUUCUGUGAAAUAUUUUCAAUAUUCCAUAUUGGGAAUGUAUAUUCUAGAUUAAGCCAUGUUCAAUAGAUAGCAUGCUCAAAUCAUCAGUUAUUUAUAGUUAUUGAAUUUACAGAAUUAUUACAGAAUAAUUUGGACUGAUUUUCAAUUUUCUGCAGUGCCUAAACUACUCAAUGCAAAAGAAGCAACAAAUUGAAAAAAAAUAUUUCGAAUUAUUCCUAAUAUCAAGAUUUUGCAAUGAUACAAUGAUUUCUGCCUGUAUCUUGUAAGAUAAAUAGAGAUAGAUAUCAAAGUUAGAAUUCUUUGUUAUGAUGUCAUGUCAUAAUGUUAUUCAAGUUGCUAUAUCACUUGGUCAUACUAUACUUUUACUCAGGGAGAAAUAAUUUGUGUCUGAUGAGUAUGCCUGAUUACUCAUCAGAACAUUGCUUGCUCAUUGAUCUAUUUGUUUACUAGAGUUUUUGUGAAUUGAUGCAAGUGCCUUCUUUGGAGCGAUUUAUGUCAAAAAUCACUUUAUUUGGGCACUAUACUUUUAUUUUUCAUUCUUAAAAUUUCACUUGUUUUGAUUACAAUUUUAUCAUUGUUGUUUUACUCAACAGAAAGCUGUUUUCUGGUUUUAACUCUUUAUUAUCUUGGCACUAUGUUUUAUAGUGAUUUUUAAAUCUUUUGAAUUGAUGUGUUCCCAAAUCCAAGGUUACCACUAACCCAAGUUAUUUUGAUGUAUUGUAUGAUUUUAGCUAGUUUUUAUUCUUGUCAUUGUAUACCAUAUUUGUCAGUCAUUUUAGUGUUUUCUUGAUAUUGCCUGUGUUUUACCCAUGAUCCGAUUGUCGAAGCUUCAUAGAGCAAAUUGUUACCUCAGGAUAAGUGUGCAAUAAAUAAAUUCAUGCAUUUGA